AUGACGUUUGGGGGAGAGCUGAACUACCGGACUGAGAAGAUUGUGUUUGAUGUAGUUGACCUCCCUCUGUCGUACAACGGGAUUCUUGGACGCCCAGCCCUGGCUAAAUUCAUGGCGACAUCCCACUAUGCCUACAACACCUUGAAGAUGCAUGUGCCAAUGGGUGUCAUUACCAUCCCAUCAGACGAGAAGGAUGCAAUCAUUUGUGUGGACAAGAUGUACCGGGACGCAGUCACAGUAGAGGCAGCAGCAGCAGCAGUUCCCGCCAAGGAGGACAGAGAAAAGAAGAAGGAUAGCAAGGACGCUGGCAAGGAAUCCGGGAAGCAUACCUCUUCGGAGUGCGCUGCGCCUAUUGAUGACUUGCCGAAGAGUUCCAAUAGUAAGAAAUCCAAGGUCACUGCACCCCAAGUGAAGAAGGUCCCGGCAGGGCUGGCUGGCGUUGAUUGUACUUUCACUACCAGAGCCACCCUAGAUGACAAAUAG
This is a messenger RNA of Aegilops tauschii subsp. strangulata, 483 nucleotides long. NCBI's taxonomy places the organism in Eukaryota, Viridiplantae, Streptophyta, Magnoliopsida, Poales, Poaceae. The record is from RefSeq and is a predicted model, not a curated record.